AUGGGCAUGACUUCUUGGAUGAGAAGAUUCGUUCGCAAGCCCCCAAUGAAGCAGACGAUGACAGAUCACUCGAAAGCGCUCGUCAUACGCGGAAGGGACAAGCAGUCGGAAGGGAGCCUAUCUGCUGCCUUCCACGACCCCAAGCUUCAGCCAUCCUACACCUUUUUCAAAGGCGCUUGGAAAGAGAAUGGACAUGCCUUCCCCACCACGGAUCUGCGCUCAAACGAUGUCAAGAUCAAGCUCGUGACAUGGAACAUCGACUUCCAAGCCGUGGCCGGACCCAACGAAUGGCUGCUGCACUACAACCUCGAUCUCAUUCAGGCGACGUCUUGGGUCCAGUCGCGCUUCCGCAUCACCGACAUCUCAUCCACCAACUGGCUCUCUCGCUACGGCACCACCACGCUUAUUGAUCUCCGCUUGCCCAUAGGAUCCGUCUUCCGGACACGAUAUGCUAGCAAGAUGGGUCGGGAUGCGCUCUUCGUCGACCUCGAUUGCAGUGACGGUACGCGCUGUACUAGGAAUAGCAGGAUCCGGUUGGGAAAUACCCACCUCGAGAGUCUCGCAGCGGAUCCACCUUUGCGGCCCGCUCAAGUGGCUCUCGCGACUCGGCUCCUGAAUGAUGAUAGUGUGCACGGCGGGGUUUUGGCUGGGGAUUUCAAUGCUAUCCAAGGUUUUGACCGGACGUUGCAUGUGGAAAACGAUUUAAAGGACGCGUAUCUGGAGGCAGGCGGGAUCGAGGGGGCCGAGAAGGAGGGAGGUGAAAAGGGUUGCGAGAAGGGGUGGACGUGGGGAAUGCAGAGCCAUGGGGGGCAGAGGGAGAGGUUUGGGUGUUCGAGGAUGGAUAAGAUGCUGUUUUGUGGGGGCGUGAGGUUAGAGCAGUUGGAGAGGAUCGGAGAAGGGGUUAAAGUGCCAGAGGGAGAGGUAGGAGAGGGGAUUUUUGCGACGGAUCAUUUGGGGUUAGUGGCGGAUCUUGUCAUAGAGUAUUAG
Letharia lupina is the source of this 987-nucleotide messenger RNA. RefSeq lists its product as uncharacterized. The coding region runs from base 1 to 987 and encodes 328 amino acids. Gene Ontology annotation, biological process: double-strand break repair. Gene Ontology annotation, molecular function: 5'-tyrosyl-DNA phosphodiesterase activity; single-stranded DNA binding. The transcript has 2 exons. The record is from RefSeq and is a predicted model, not a curated record. Lineage: Eukaryota; Fungi; Ascomycota; Lecanoromycetes; Lecanorales; Parmeliaceae. Gene Ontology annotation, cellular component: PML body; cytoplasm.